Molecule: messenger RNA, 1497 nt
Organism: Exophiala viscosa
Lineage: Eukaryota; Fungi; Ascomycota; Eurotiomycetes; Chaetothyriales; Herpotrichiellaceae
Product: ribosomal protein L3-domain-containing protein
Exons: 3
Coding region: 141-1319 (392 amino acids)
Biological process (GO): translation
Cellular component (GO): cytosolic large ribosomal subunit; ribosome
Molecular function (GO): structural constituent of ribosome; RNA binding
Source: RefSeq, a predicted model, not a curated record
CCGAGGAACCCGUCGCCCACAUUGGGGCUUACCCAGUUUACGAAAAUCCCUGCGCCGAUUCUUGUAAGUCUUUUUUUCACCUUCAUUUCACUUUCAACACCACUUCAUCAUCAACACUUCAUCGACCACACCUCGCCGCCAUGUCGCACCGAAAAUUUGAAGCACCAAGACACGGCUCGCUGGCGUUCUUGCCUCGCAAGCGCGCCAGUCGCCAUCGUGGAAAGGUCAAGUCGUUCCCAGCUGACGACAAGAAGAAGCCAGUUCAUCUCACCGCCGCCAUGGGCUACAAGGCCGGCAUGACCACGAUCGUCCGAGACCUCGAUAGACCCGGCGCGAAGAUGCACAAGAAGGAAAUUGUCGAAGCCGUCACAGUCAUUGAGACUCCUCCCAUGAUUGUUGUUGGUCUCGUUGGCUACAUCGAAACUCCCCGCGGUCUCCGAUCCCUCACCACUGUCUGGGCCGAGCAUCUCAGCGAUGAGCUGCGACGAAGAUUCUACAAGAACUGGUACCGAUCGAAGAAGAAGGCUUUCACCAAAUACUCCAAGCAGCACUCAGACAGCAAGGGCUCCUCAAUCACUCGUGAACUCGAGCGCAUCAAGAAGUACUGCACUGUCGUCCGUGUUCUUGCACACACUCAAAUCCGAUCGACCCCUCUCAAGCAAAAGAAGGCACACUUGAUGGAGAUCCAAGUCAACGGUGGAAGCAUCCCAGACAAGGUCGAGUUUGGCCAGGGUCUCUUCGAGAAGCCAGUCGAGAUCGACACCGUCUUCGAACAGGACGAGAUGAUUGACGCCAUCGCGGUCACCAAGGGUCACGGAUUCUCAGGUGUCACCAGCAGAUGGGGAACCAAGAAGCUGCCCAGAAAGACACACAAGGGUCUCAGAAAGGUCGCUUGUAUCGGUGCAUGGCAUCCUUCCCACGUCCAGUGGACUGUUGCUCGUGCCGGUCAAGAUGGUUACCAUCACCGUACUUCUGUCAACCACAAGGUCUACCGUAUCGGCAAGGGCAAAGACGAGAAGAACGCCGCCACCGACUUUGAUGUUGUCAACAAGCAGAUCACACCAAUGGGUGGAUUCGUCCGCUACGGUGAGAUCAAGAACGACUUCGUCUUGCUCAAGGGCGCUGUUCCAGGUGUCAAGAAGCGAGUCAUCACCCUCCGCAAAUCCAUGUACCCUCACACUUCUCGCAAGGCUCUUGAAAAGGUCGAGCUCAAGUGGAUCGACACCUCAUCCAAGUUCGGUCACGGUGCUUACCAGACUCCUCAGGAGAAGAGACAGUUCUUGGGUACGCUCAAGAAGGAUCUUGUUGCUUCUUCGUAAACAAUUGCGGUUGGUCUGGCGUGGUCUCAUUGAUGGUGAUGUACUUGAUGCUCAUUUUCAGAGUGAAUCGAGAAAAGAUACGCCCAUACGUGCUGCAUGCCGACUUUUAGUCGGCAAUACUAGCGGUAGUCAAUGGCCGUAUGCGAACGAACGUUUCAAUGAAAUCAAUUGAGCUAAA